Neomonachus schauinslandi (Hawaiian monk seal) is the source of this 792-nucleotide messenger RNA. It is a transcript of the gene GSX1, whose product is annotated as GS homeobox 1. Gene Ontology annotation, molecular function: sequence-specific double-stranded DNA binding; DNA-binding transcription factor activity, RNA polymerase II-specific. The record is from RefSeq and is a predicted model, not a curated record. The transcript is spliced from 2 exons. Gene Ontology annotation, biological process: regulation of DNA-templated transcription. Gene Ontology annotation, cellular component: nucleus. The coding region runs from base 1 to 792 and encodes 263 amino acids. Lineage: Eukaryota; Metazoa; Chordata; Mammalia; Carnivora; Phocidae.
AUGCCGCGCUCCUUCCUGGUGGACUCGCUGGUGCUGCGCGAGGCAGGCGAGAAGAAGGCCCCGGAGGGCAGCCCGCCGCCGCUCUUUCCCUACGCCGUGCCCCCGCCGCACGCGCUGCACGGCCUCUCGCCCGGCGCCUGCCACGCGCGCAAGGCCGGGCUGCUGUGCGUGUGCCCGCUUUGCGUCACCGCCUCGCAGCUGCACGGGCCCCCCGGGCCGCCCGCGCUGCCUCUGCUCAAGGCAUCCUUCCCGCCCUUCGGCUCGCAGUACUGCCACGCGCCCCUAGGCCGCCAGCACUCGGCCGUGUCGCCCGGGGUCGCUCACGGCCCCGCUGCCGCCGCUGCCGCCGCCGCGCUCUACCAGACCUCCUAUCCGCUGCCCGACCCCCGGCAGUUCCACUGCAUCUCCGUGGACAGCAGCUCCAACCAGCUGCCCAGCAGCAAGAGGAUGCGCACCGCGUUCACCAGCACGCAGCUGCUAGAGCUGGAGCGCGAGUUCGCCUCUAACAUGUACCUGUCCCGCCUGCGCCGCAUUGAGAUCGCCACCUACCUGAAUCUGUCCGAGAAGCAGGUGAAGAUCUGGUUCCAGAACCGCCGGGUGAAGCACAAGAAGGAGGGCAAAGGCAGCAACCACCGCGGCGGCGGCGGGAGCGCGGGCGCGGGCACUGGCCCACCGCAAAGCUGCAAAUGCGCGUCGCUCUCCUCAGCCAAGUGCUCCGAGGAUGACGACGAAUUGCCCAUGUCUCCGUCCUCUUCGGGGAAAGAUGACCGGGAUCUCACGGUCACUCCCUAG